CCCAACAUUACACAGCAUUUGCUUCUUCUUCUUCUUUCUGCUUCCUUUUCUUUCUUUUUCUUCCUCAAUCUCAAUCUUGCAGACCAACUUCAAUUUCCAUGCUCUCCAAUUUCAAUCUCUCCCUCUAUCUUCUCUUCCUGUAUCUAAAUUAACUUCCAUCAAAACAAGCCUGUAACCUCGCUGCUACUUUCAAAUUUCAUAUAUUGGAAUUCAGCAAUUCAAAUCACUUUCUGCUCCUCAUACGUACCCACUCAUCAGGUUGAGAUAUUCAUCGCUGCAUAUAUAGAAAGAUAGAAAUAAAAAGAUAGAAGAAAGGAGAAGCAAUGGAUCCUAUAACAUCACACGCCCAUUCUCUUUCACCUCCUUUCCACGCAGCAAGAGAUCUCCACCUGCACCACCAACACCAGUUUCACUCCUUACAACAAAACACCGAAGACGAGCAAAGCAGAAGCAACGGAGGCCUAAACAUGGCUCACAAAAGAGAACGCGAAGAAAACAACACCACCAACAGCAAUAACAGUGAUGGAAAAGAAGGAGGAGCUGGCGGCUCCGGCGAAACCGAGAUGUCAAGAAGACCUCGCGGAAGACCCGCCGGAUCCAAGAACAAGCCCAAACCCCCCAUCAUCAUCACGCGCGACAGCGCCAACGCUCUCAAAACGCACGUCAUGGAAGUCGCCGACGGCUGCGACAUCGUCGAGAGCGUCUCCACAUUCGCACGCCGCCGCCAGAGAGGCGUUUGCAUCAUGAGCGGCACCGGAACCGUCACCAAUGUCACCCUACGCCAACCCGCUUCUUCCGGCGCCAUCGUCACGCUCCACGGCAGGUUCGAGAUCUUGUCCCUCGCCGGAUCCUUCCUCCCACCUCCGGCGCCGCCCGCCGCUACCGGUUUGACGAUAUAUCUGGCUGGAGGACAAGGGCAGGUAGUAGGAGGAAGCGUGGUUGGCGCCCUAAUUGCUUCGGGGCCUGUGGUUAUCAUGUCAGCUUCGUUCAGCAACGCUGCGUAUGAGAGACUUCCGUUGGAAGAAGAAGACCCUUCGAUGCCGCUUCAGGGAGGUUCGAUUGGGUCACCAGGCGGCGGCAACGGCGGGGUGGGUCAAGCGCAGACACCUCAGCCGCUUCUGGGGGAUUCAACUGCUCCUCUUUUUCACGGCUUUAAUCCGAAUCUUCUGAAUUCCGUUCAGAUGCCUUCGGAAACGUUCUGGGCAACGGGUCGCUCUCCUUACUGACAUGUAACAGUAACAGUAACAGUGUGGAUGGUUGGUGUAAGUGAAACGCUAUCUAUCAAUCGCUGUGUCUGGUUAAUUUCCUUGAUUAAUGCCUUUUGUUUUUAGCUUUUUUGGGUGGGUCGGGUACGUACGUAGCAAGAGAUUCACCAAACUGUCGUGUUACCAAAAGCUAGGGAAUAGUGAUCCUAAGUUGAACCAACGUGCCAUUCUGGUUCCAUUCGCUUCUUUCGUAGUAUUUGUCUGUCAUUUCGAUUAUUACUUAGGUAUAUGUUCACGUGUAUUUGAGACUGUAAUUAAAUUCAUGGAUGGAUGCAUCAUCAUUGCCUACUUUUAUUCUAUUUAUGAAAAAACAAAA
Molecule: messenger RNA, 1581 nt
Organism: Vigna angularis (adzuki bean)
Lineage: Eukaryota; Viridiplantae; Streptophyta; Magnoliopsida; Fabales; Fabaceae
Product: AT-hook motif nuclear-localized protein 26
Exons: 1
Coding region: 324-1226 (300 amino acids)
Biological process (GO): vegetative to reproductive phase transition of meristem
Cellular component (GO): nucleus
Molecular function (GO): DNA-binding transcription factor activity; minor groove of adenine-thymine-rich DNA binding
Source: RefSeq, a predicted model, not a curated record